Molecule: messenger RNA, 2823 nt
Organism: Pocillopora damicornis (cauliflower coral)
Lineage: Eukaryota; Metazoa; Cnidaria; Anthozoa; Scleractinia; Pocilloporidae
Product: mitofusin-1
Biological process (GO): mitochondrion localization; mitochondrial fusion
Cellular component (GO): mitochondrial outer membrane
Molecular function (GO): GTPase activity
Source: RefSeq, a predicted model, not a curated record
UCUAAAUCAGUUUGAUUAUAAUUAUAUCAAAGAAAGGUUAACGAUGUUCGCACAGUUUGCACCAAGAAUUCGAGAGAUAAAGCUCGCAAGAGAGCAGCUACAAGAUUUAGUGAACGCUUUAACGGAAACCAGAGAUGAUGUUCGUCGUCUCCUUAACGAAGAGUGUUCCACCUCAAACGAGUGGCAAGAUUUCGAGACAGUCUCCAAUCGAAUUGACCGGUUAAACGCCUCUGCAAUUCAGCUUACAACACGGGCGGAAAGUAAACUGCAGAUCGCUUUUGUUGGUUCCGUUGGCGCCGGAAAAUCGACUUUGAUAAACGCCUUACUCGGUGAAAACAUAAUGCCUGUUACUCGAGCUGAGACCACCUUUUGCAACGUAGCGGUGACCGGGUCUUCAAGCGACGAGUGGACGGCGGUCGAAAGAAGCUCUGGUAAAUCUCUAGAGAUUUCCGAGUUUCGACAACUUCUUCACGUUCUAAAAGCUAAAGAACAGCGGGAAACACUCGGUCUCACCCCGGCCAGUAUUAUUGAUGUGAAAUGGCCUACGGCGCGAUGUAAGGCUCUUGUGGAAAAUGUUGUGUUGUACGAUACUCCGGGAAUAGGCGAACGGAAGGCUACAGAUGAUGCAGUGACCGAACUCUGUAAGUUUGUGGAUGUCAUUGUCGCCGUUAUGGAUAUUCAUAGCCCCAGUUUGAGAACCGUAGUGGAUUUCGUGACAGCUGUUAGCUGCAGAUACACUUUGGGGGUUUUCACCAAGUGGGACAUGUUUCAAGAGAACCAUUCUUCUGACGACUAUACAGAAAUCCCGACAGGCGACAUUAAAGAUCGCUGUGUGGCAGAAUUCAUGACCGCUGUGUCUGACAGAGGAAAGGUUUUCUUCAUUGACUCGCAGACUCAAAGGGAAGCAGUGAGGUGUCCUUUACAACAGCAGAAUGAAGCCUCAUCCACUACUUCAGAUGAAACAGAAACAGAGGGUUCCCGAGGAUUUAAGGAAUUCGAACGCAAUUUGGUCGAAGCAGCUAAAGGUGCUUUAAAAUUCGACACACUCAAGUACGAUAUGCAGGCUUUCGUUGCACAAGCAAAGGGGUUGUCAGGAAAUCUGGGCAGAAUAAUGGAAAGCCGAAAGAAAAAGAGAAUUCAGCGGCUCUCAAACCGGAUGAACAAGCUUACCGAUGCCGAGAAUAGCAUAAAGUCGCACCUGUCCCAAGUAUCAAGUAUCCUUGUAGAUGUAGUGAAGCGCCUUCAGCGAGACCGACAGAUUGCUGAGUUCAAGAUGCAAAUAGAACAUGACAUGAAGAACGGUGUCUCUCCAGAAAACGCCUUAGAUCGGUGCCGGGAUGGUUUGAACCAUAGACUCCACGUUCUGGUGAAAAAGGACAAAGAUCUCAAGGAACAGUUGGACUGUAUCUGGAAUUGCCUGUCGAAAGUGGCAGAUGGACCUGGUAGACUCACUUUCCAAGUAACGGAGCCCACGUGGAAAAGCGAGGAUUUUCAGCUCGACGAGAGUUUCGAAUAUCAAGGAAAUGACCUACACGGCUGCCUAACAAAUCCAAGUUUACCUUCCAAAAUGGUGUGCUGUGGUUUAUUAGGAGCUUUGAUAUAUGGUCAAAGCGGAGCUCUAAUCUCAGCAAUUGGUGUACCUGCGGUAAACAGUUUAGUACCAUGGACUGAUUUGAAUGGAUGGCUGAAAUACUUUUGGCCCGCAUGUCAAGCUGAGGUCACUGCGGUCCAGAAGUUCUUCGAAACCAAAGUGAAGACAUUACACGAGGAAAAAUGCGAACAAGUGGCAGUUGCAGGAAUAAGUGACUUGAAAGAAACGGCGGAGAUUAGAGUUCGCGGUGUAAAACGUUCAUUAGAAGACGAUAUAAGAUUUAUCCAGGAUGGAGAAAACUUUCUCAACAAACGGAGGAGGAUUACAGAUCGUCUACAAAGUUCGUUUGAGGCUUUUGAAGACAAAAUACACGAUAUUUGAGCACGACAAACCAUAAAUGUUUAGCUUCCUUAGAUCUAAUAUGGAAGAGUUAAGAGACACAAUAGAUCGUUUAUGAAAGUUACCCUUUAAGCAUUUGAUUUAAUCAGUUAACAAGAUUUUUGAGAUGAGCCGAGGAAAAAAUUAUUUUCAUGUUUGUUUCAGAGUUAAGGCUGACCAGAGUUCCUAUAGAGCUUAGUAAGUUGUUUAAUCAGGUAGUUCUCGGGCAUGAGAAUGCCUCUUUGAUCAGUCGAGCUACAGAAAAAACAUUUUUACCAACUUGAAAUGUGUAAGAUUUUUGUAAAAGAUUCAGUCGAAACUCUGCAAAUCCGACAGAAGCACACAACCACAGGUAGGGUGCUUUCAUUUUGUUUGGGACAGUUUUUAGAUUCCGGCAUUGACAACUUAUGAGCCUCAAGAAAUGCACGAGUAUGGUACCAAUUACAUGCACCAUAUAAUUAUCACCGUUUGUUUGAGGGACAAAAGAUUUUUGACAUUUUCUCGAAUUUUUCUCAAUUCCGUGGCUGUACAUUCUGAUUAAAUUAAAUGCAUGAAUUCAUUUGUUUACCUUGUGCGUGCCGAACGAGGUGAAGACCAAGACCAGUUGAGUCGUCAACGAGAUUUAACCCAAGUAAGUGGACUUACUUCGCUCCUAAAAUUGCUAUCACGAGAAGCUUUAUAUUUCUGUUCAUAUGAACACAGAGUUCAAAGUUGAGCGAAAAUUUUAAAUUGUCACUCCACAAAACGAGAAAUACUUGGACUCAUUUUUUCCAUGGCUGCAUGUUAGGGUAAUAAGAAGCCAAAAUUUAAGCCGAACUCGUCCAACCUGCAAUAAAGCAAAUUCUGAACGGUGA